ACAUUGAAAGCACCUUCGCCAAGGGUUUCACCAAAAUUAGUACUGGACUAGUCCAGUUUGAAAAGCUGGCGCGCAGCACAUCACGUAUAAACCGGAGAGUCGGAAAAAGCCGGCGGUUCCUGACGCGCCCAAACACCUGGUGACGCCGGGAGACGUCAUCACAACGGACACGGGAUACAUGAGUUGACCCUCUAGCUGACGACUGGCUUCAUCAUACAAUUUGUGGGAACAGUUUGAAGUUCAGUACUCCACACAAGUCUGACAUCUGAUGAAAGACAAAAAAACACGCCAUUUCAAAGACCAGCUGUGAUGAUGGCAAGUCCGUACCAACUGUACUAGUAUUGUAGUACAUUGUACAACUUUCAGGCCUUCUCAGAAAUCGAACGCGUACGUACAUUCAGAGCUGUUAUAUUAGCACGAUGGAUUCCAUGGAAGACAGUUCUGAAGAUUUUGACACAAUAGUAAUUCGAAGCAAAUCUAGGCACUAUGGCCAUGGUGAAUUCCAUGGUGAUAAUUCUGCACAGUACCACGAGGAUGGUUCCUGUACCUUUGGAAAUAAAUACAAUAGUGACGAGCUAUGUGCUGAACUCAUCAGACAGCGGAAGACCGGUGAAUUUGUUGACGUGGUGGUGGAGGUAGCAGGCAGGGAGUUCCCUUGUCACCGGGCUGUGUUGGCGGUCACGCCGUACUUUAGAACCAUGUUUUCCGCCAAACUCGUGGAAAGCCAGGCGAAGGUCGUAACAGUACACGAUAUUGACUCUGGCAGCUUUUCCAAGAUUCUGGACUUCGUGUACACGGGAGAAAUCUUGAUUGGUAAAGAUGAUGUCCAAGACAUCCUGCAGGCAGCACACAUGCUGCAGGUUGAAGAAGUGCUGAGAUACUGCAAAAUGUUCAUUCAGAAAAACCUUUGCCCGUCCAACUGUGUGGGUGUCAUGUGUCUUGCCGACAUGUAUGGCUUGUGUGAUUUGAAAAAGACAGCAAGACGCAAGGCAUUGUCUCAGUUCUCAGAGUUUGGACGAAGUGAGGAAUUUCUGAUCCUUUCAACACAGCAGCUCUUGGACCUACUCAGAGACAAGGAGUUACGUGUUGAGAAUGAAGACGACGUUGUCCUUUCUAUGAUAAGAUGGCUUGAUCAUGAACCAGAAAGCCGCAAGACUGAGGUAUCCAGAAUCCUGCCAGUGAUUCACUUGUCAAGUGUAAGGGUCAGUGUGCUAAAGAAGUUGGAGGCCCACCCUACGGUACAGGAGUCACCCGAAUGUCUGGCCAAAAUCACAGCUGCGAAGGAGGAACAUUUAAAGCUGAUGGGAGACACAGGAAGAGAGGAAGAUGGAAGAAAACCUAGAUGUGGGAUUUCGGACGACCUGGCAAUCAUUGUCGGUGGUUGGAAGGCGGUCACUCAACAGUAUUACAGCGAAAAUCCCACACCACCGAUGCCUCUCCAAAGCAUAAUUUGUAUGGAUCCAGAUUGUAAUCAAUGUUACCAUGUCACUGACCUUCCGACACCCAUCGUUGGAUGCAUGAGUGUCGCAAGUGCAGGACGAUACUUGUACGUGACAGGAGGGCGUGCCGUGUCAUUACUUCACCUUCCAUCCAAGCAAGCCUUUCGGUACGACUUCGCUACAGACACUUGGACAAGGUUACCCGACAUGCCUCGUGGUAGGGCGGGGCACCAGUCUGCAAUUGUUGAUGGAAAACUCUUCCUGGUUGGAGGGGACACUGCAGAGACGUUGUUCAACAUAUUCAGUAUGGAGUGUUUUGAUAUUGAAGCAGAAGCUUGGAUAAAGCCACCUGAAAUGCCUGCUAUCAUCCCGUCACCUAACCUGAAGGUGAUAGCAUGCGGGGGUAAGCUUCUGCUCAUUCAGGGACUUAGAAAGAAGAGAAGGUUGUGUGUCCAUGCCUUUGAGGUUGAAACUCAAGAUUGGACUUACAGCAGCACACCUAAUCCAGCCAUUGACUUUAAUGUGGCUAUCAGAGCGACUGCUGUUAACAACAAGGUACAUCUCUAUGUUGAUAGAUGUUUUUCCUGUUAUGUGGCAGCCUACACCUACGAUGUUGACAAGGAAACCCCAACUAUUGAGGAGGAGAAGCCGAAAACGCAAGAGGAUGUUUACAUAGUUCAUGGAGUAUGCAGGAACCGUAAGUACUACGUCAAUGCACAGAAUGGUAUCAUCAAUACCAUACCAAGAAUAAACUAUGGUAAGGUACGAAGUCCCGACCAGAUAAAGGAAUACACCCGACGACCGAAUCUUCCCUUUGCCUUGUUUGGCCACGGAUUCCUGGCAACCAAGAAAAGUCGUGUUGGGUGGUACUGCCGGGACCAGCUAGCAAAAGUGGAGAAGGAGAAGGAACUGCAGGAUGCGGACAAAGAUUAUGAGACAACCUCAGACGAGUCAGAGUCAGAUGAUGACUCCUACUGAGUCCCAGACUUUGUAAUUUCAUGUUUCUCUGUUUCUUCGUACAUGUAAAAUUCUGCCAUUGCUGUUAAUAAAACCUGGUCUGUUAA
Molecule: messenger RNA, 2503 nt
Organism: Branchiostoma floridae (Florida lancelet)
Lineage: Eukaryota; Metazoa; Chordata; Leptocardii; Amphioxiformes; Branchiostomatidae
Product: kelch-like protein 21
Exons: 2
Coding region: 420-2417 (665 amino acids)
Molecular function (GO): protein binding
Source: RefSeq, a predicted model, not a curated record